AUGGCUUUUCGAACGACUCUGCUUUGCCAUUUUGUCCUUGGGGUGUUUCUGUUCAUAACCGCGGCGGACGCAUGGUCGUUUGUUUGGCACGAUACAGAAAAUGACGCUCAUAUUGAGAAUGGAUCUGGGAAGCAGGCCUGCACAAAAAUUGAUAUGGACAAGGGAAAGGUUUACACCUGGGACCCGAAAAACUCAGACGGAUACUGUAUCAACCUGUUCUCAGAUGACCAUUGCGAAGACCGCAACGGAUGGUCAUGUCUAAUUUGGGGGCCGCGGAAACUCGGUCAGCGCGCGGUUAAAUCCUUUUUGGUCAACAAGGAAGGCGAUGAGCUUCCAAAACCAUCGCCGUCAUCAACAUCGGACAAGCCUACACCUACGGGCCGCACGAGCACAGACAGUGAGUCAAGUACAACACGCAAAUCGACCGAGACAUCGUCUUCAGGAUCUUCAACGGAGUCCUCAACAGAGACUAGUUCUACUUCCUCGUCCGAGAUAACUUCAUCUAUCACAUCUGAAGCUACCAGUGCGCCUACAACCGGUUCAACGUCACAAACCUCAAUGGAGAUGCCAAUCGAGACUGGGAGGCCAACUGGCCGACCACGGCACCCCCAUGCUGAGCCAUCGGUAUCCGGAGGGGUGAUUGCUGGGGCAGUUAUUGCGUCAAUAGCUGGUGUAGGAGGAUUGGCAUUCUUUGGCUACUUCAUCUUUCGGCUGCGGAGAGCGAGAGCAGCAUCUUCACCACAAGACACAGCCCACGACCCAUUUCCCCAUCAGCCACCGAAGAAUGGAUUCCAAGAACUUGACUCUCUUCCAACAUCACCCGCAACUGGGCCACAAUACGUACCACCUGCUUCAAUACCGACUGUAAUGGAGUCCGAAAAAAACGGGGCAGCAGGAUACGGACACCAGCAGCCAGCCAUGGCUGAGUUGCCUGAUACCUCUCAAGUUUGGGAAAUGGAUGCCAGUCGGCAUAAGUAG
Messenger RNA from Nannizzia gypsea CBS 118893, 978 nucleotides. RefSeq lists its product as hypothetical. The transcript has a single exon. NCBI's taxonomy places the organism in Eukaryota, Fungi, Ascomycota, Eurotiomycetes, Onygenales, Arthrodermataceae. The record is from RefSeq and is a predicted model, not a curated record. The coding region runs from base 1 to 978 and encodes 325 amino acids.